Messenger RNA from Lethenteron reissneri (Far Eastern brook lamprey), 7631 nucleotides. RefSeq names its product calcineurin B homologous protein 1-like. The record is from RefSeq and is a predicted model, not a curated record. Lineage: Eukaryota; Metazoa; Chordata; Hyperoartia; Petromyzontiformes; Petromyzontidae. Gene Ontology annotation, molecular function: calcium ion binding.
CGUUCAGAAUUAAAUAGUUUUGCGAGUGGCACUGUUUUACGAGUGUAGUGAAAUAUCGCUGAUUGUUGUACAGCAGCUGCAACUGCAGGUGGGCACUUAGCACACACGCCGCUGAGCAUAUACAUUGGUGUGCCGGCAGGGUGGAGGAACUGCGUCAAGGGUCACGGUAGACCUUGUGGUGAAGCCCCUGGAACCCUCUGGUGGGUUCGAGAAGGGAGGUGUGGCUAGGGCGGAGCCAAGCCGCGCCGAUGGGAAUAUAAGCAGCUGAGAGCGAGAGCUCUGGGCUGCCGAUUCUGGGAUUGGACUCGUUUAGUCGUCACUGUCGUCGUCGCCGCCUUCGUUGCUGUCGCCUUCACCCGAUAAUUGCGCGGCCGAACAGUAGUUGGCUGUCCCGGUCGACGCUGUCGGUGCAACGUGGACAGGGACGUGUCUGGGACAGGUCGUGCGGCAGCGUGGUCGUGAGAGAGAGGGGGCCCGAGUGGUGGCGUGAACUCAACAAUAAAAGGAGGGGAGGACGGUGCCUCCUGCGACCACCUCGUCUCCGACUAAGUGUGUGUGCGAUGCACGCCACCCGCACGCACACACAAGCCUCGAGCAAGAGAACGAAGAGGAGACACACGACACUACACUAGUAUUGGGUAUAUCUCCAAACGAAGUCAAACAGAAUCUCCAACACGAUUUCGACUUAAAUAUAAAUUGUAAUCACUAAAAUUGCUCCUAAAUGCACAAAAAUAUGCAGUUUUUUCGUACAAAAUUAUUUUAAUUCCCUUGACCUAUUACGGAUAUGAGAAAAGAUGUAAUACUUGGGUUUACUGAUUGAUUCAAAGCUUACAUUCCAAUCCCAUAUUGAUCAUAUCUCAAAGAAAAAAUAUGGUUUUUAAACAAAGAUUAUAUUCCCAUUCUCUUGUGCCUAUAAAUUGUUAAAGCUAUCAUUAAAGCUAUCUAUAAUACAUUUUUUUUGGGUGAAAAUUCUACCACUUUUUGAAUACUGUGACGCUCCUUACAGAUCAGCUCAUCCACAAUUUGCAAACCCAAGAAACCUAAGGCGUCCAAUCAAAUUGCCGCUUAAAUAUACUGUACCUAUAACUAGAUUUUGAAUAGGUGAGAAAGACUUUGAUGUUUCAAAUUAUAUCCUGAAGCAGAAUAUUAGUGCUGGAUAUGUGAUUUGUAAUUUGAAGCCUUACCCGUGUAGUAUCGAUAGUUCAAUGUUAACGUGCCAUAUUAUUGAGAUUUUUGUGUGCUGUUAUCUUGGUAUGGUCUGGGACUGUUUUUGUUGUUAUUUUUGCAUUCCUAUCAUUGUUUGCUUGCUAUUGUAACUUGCUGACCUGCCCGUACUGGACAUCUGUAAAAAAGAUAAUAGAUAAUCGGAUACCUCCAUUCUAAAUAAAGAUUCUGAUGAUACUGUACUGAACUCUAGUGACAUCAUGAAUGCCCGUUUUCAAGUUAAAUAUGUCCAUUGUAAAAUUAUAGUUGUGAGAUCGUUAAACCCGCCACCACCUGACAGCCAAUUAGUAAGGUUUGUCACGUAAACAAAACGUGCCAAUUAGUUACUAGCUCAGCACGAACCGGCUGCGUGUCGCAGAGUUAACCCACAACGACAUUCGACGUUCCGACGGCGAUUAGAACGCGAACACGCGGUAGGCGCUGUGACGUCACCACGCGGGGCGAGGGGGAGGGGUGAAGACGUCACGGGGGUGCCGUUUCCGCGCAUGCGCGUUGCGGCCCGCACGCCGCUCUAUUUAACUGCCCCCGCGCGGAACUCGGCGCGGCAGAGGGCGGCGAGAGACGCGAGAGGCACGUGAGGAGAGAGCGGUCCGGCGUCUACCCGCGCACUUCCACCGCUCCCAUCACCUCCCGGCUGUCUCCUCGCCGACCUCUCGUUCAGCCGUCCGCGCGCCGCGAUGGGAUCGAAGGCGUCGUCGCUGCUGCAGGACGAAGAGAUCGAGGAGAUCAAGCGGGAGACCGGAUUUACGACGAGCCAAAUAACACGCCUCUACAGCCGCUUCACCAGCCUGGACAAGGGGGAGAAUGGUACCCUCAGCCGAGAAGACUUCUUGCGGAUUCCAGAGCUAGCCAUAAACCCUCUUGGUGACAGGAUCGUCAAUGCCUUCUUUAUAUGCGGGGAGGACCAGGUAAAUUUCAGGAGGUUCAUGGCCACGCUGGCACACUUCCGUCCCAUGGAUGGACAAAAGAAUGUCGAGGCAAACGAAGCACUCAACAGCCGCUCCAAUAAGCUGAAAUUUGCUUUUAAACUCUAUGACCUGGACAAUGAUGAUAAGAUAUCCCGCCAGGAGCUGCUCCAUGUGCUGCGAAUGAUGGUUGGGGUGAACAUCUCUGAUGAACAGCUGGGCAGCAUUGCUGACAGGACCAUCCAAGAGGCAGACCAGGAUGGUGACAAUGCCAUUUCCUUCACCGAGUUCGAAAAGGUCCUCGAGAAAGUGGAUGUGGAACAGAAGAUGAGUAUUCGCUUCCUUCAUUGACACUGGAGAAUUGGGGUGGAUGUAACUGCACUUCCAAGUUAUGCUGCGUUGGAAGUGUGCGAUUUUUCAUCUUAUCCCUGGCUCAAUCUAUUUGAAAAUUUAAUUGUUCUCUGGCACGCAUCUUUUUGUAAGGACAAUCUGCUGUAAAUUGUUUGUAAGGCGUGUUUGCCUCACUUCCAUGGCAAGCGUGGUUCGUGCUGGAAUCUGGCUGAGCAGGACCCAGGUGAAUUCCAUCAGUCCCUCCAAGCCUCCCUAGGUGAUCAUGUGACCCGAGUUGAGGUUGCAUCUGGACGCUAUAUAAACCAACAUUUUAUUGUUUCACUAGUCUCAAUCAAAUUAAGCUGUUUUGGUCGAAAAAUACAUGAAAGUAUACAGUCAAUUAUCCCCAAGGCUCUUGUAAUAUACCCGUUUCUAAAUAAAAAAUACUGUACGUUUUUUUGCCACCCUAUGUAAUGGCCAGCAAACUCCCCUACAUUGUUAAAUGCCUGCCCAGCUAAAGAUGCACACUCGCAGGGUCCCUCUGCCUUCGUGGAGUCGAGCGGAUGGGUCACUGGGGUGUGGUGGGAGGGGGGAGUGGAGGGACUAAGGCUCUGUAGUCUGAGUGAGCAUGGCUACGGACUGGCUGUGGAAAUGUGGUUUAUACUUCUUUUUUGUGCUGUUCCAAAAAAAACACUGUUGGAUUAAGAUUGCCUUUAAUGCCAUAGCACUCAUAUAUUAGUGUCUUGUUUUAUUUUAUAUGGCGUUCAGGGAUGUUGAGGAUUAAGUCAUUUUAUCUUAAAUCCUAUUUUAGAAGCGUAACUAAUAUGUUACUACUGAUUGUACACUGGCAUGAAUCAUUUAUAAUUAUGUAUGCACACUAAGUCUAUGCACUCUUUGCAGCAUCAAGUUUGCUAAAUCUACAAAUUCUCAUUACAGAUGGGAGGGGGGUGUAUACCUAGUUGUAAACACACUUGGUACCCUAAACACACGCAACAUUGAGGGGUAAGCAAGAGCACAAUGGCAACUGAAGUCUGCAAAGCGAUUUUGCUUGGUGAAACUUGCUUGGUGAAACACUCGCAAAGGUGUGACAAUUGCCUACUUUUUUUGUUGUUUAACGCCUGCGGUGUUUUCUCUAGGAACUGUCUAUCACCCUCGUGUUUGCAGGCAACUCAUCCCCAAUAACGAAGCUGCUUUUUAAAAGGGUGUGCUAGGCCAAUGACCAAAUAAUGAAGAAUGCACCCAAUCUCGUCAGAUUUCGUCACUUAAGCAGCAUUCAGCUCUGUGUUUACCCUUGGAUGGGCGACUUAUAAAUAACAGGAAGUGGGUUGAGGUUGUAGGCCACCUGUGGGGCUGGGUGGUGGAUGGUAGAGGACCGUCCAGUAAAGUCCGCUGUAGAUUACAGCGUUCCCUCGUUAUUCACGAUGGAUAUGUACCCGAGAUGCUUGUGAAUAGAAAAUUUCGUGGACAAUGAUAUUGGCCAACGAAAACCUCAUUUCAUCACUUUCUCGCUCGAUGCAGUUGUGUACACUUCCAGAUGCGAUUCACAGAGAACAAAUGGUGAAUAUCAAGUUUGUGAAUAAUGAGGGAAUUACUCUUUGAUUCUUUCGGUAAAGUCACGUAGAAAGAAAAUUAAUUAAAUAAUAGAAUACGAUUUUUCUAUUGCAACACAAGCAAUCGUCAUCAGGUAGAAAACAAACCUAGUGAACUUAGAAAUAUAAUGCAAUACAACACAGAGAAUCGGCGAACACAACAGUCAGUACCUUACCUGGUUGAUUAUGUUCUUCCAAAGAUUGCUAAAUUUGAGAGAGACAAAACACAGACAUGGAGACACAUAGACAGACAUAUGAGUAGAGAGAGACAACACAGACAUAGAGAGUGAGGGAAUACUGUACACUAUAGUGAUACCCUGGUUUACAUCUGGGAUGCUUUCCUGAAAUGUGCAACCACAAAUAUCGAAACGACGUCAAAGCUAUUUACAGGGUAGGUGGUGGAGGUGAAUGCCGAGAGGCGGUAGAUAUGCGAGAAAGGGCGGACGAUGUUGUCGGCGAUAUAAGUGUGGGUUGAGGUGACGCAAAUCGGGUAGUGGUAUUCGUAAAGUGACGACGUAUUUGUAAAACUCCGUAAAAGGAGCGAGGCGUAAAUUGGGGGGAGUUACUCUUUCAAUCUUGUCACCACUCUUCAACGUGCGCUGACCAUCGUGGUGAAGUAUAUAUUCACAAACAUGCACACGUGAUUUCACUUGGUUCAAAAGUGCAAUUUAAAACGUUUAUGCAGAAUCGGAUUAAGAAAAACGCUGGAUGAACACUUCACCACUCGAUUGGCAAUUAUGUAUAUAGUAACCAUGGUUUUAAGUGGAAAUUAGAUUUUGCUAAUUACAUAAUAGCGUUACCAUUUGGUGCGCUUGACCAUUCUGUAAUGGGUACAAAUGCCGCAGAUUGGCAUACAUGGGAUUGUGCAUUGCACCUGCAAAACGUCAAAUAAAACUGCAUUGGCUACAUGGGCAGUGAUGUAUAUUGUACAAUGGACUGAAAACCCUUGACCACUCAUCAUUAACACUGCCUUCACUCAAAGUACUGCAUAGCAAUAACCGAUGUUUUGGUCAUAAGAAGAGCCAUAUAUUAAAUAAUCCAUAUGGUACUUUAAAUUCCUUAGCAUAGCACUCUUCGAAGAACACGUGUAAUACUGCAUGUAUUUGUUGUCCUUCCUCCGUAUAGCACGGUUGGCUAUGUACGGUUCAAAAGAAGUUCAAGUAUGUAUAUGCGUUCAAAUGGUAACAUUUCCAGGACAUGUAUGGUAUAUGCAAUAGUUUGAGCGUUUAUUAGAUGCGAUAGUUGGGUGCACUGACAGACUAAAUACACAAAGCUGUAAUCCAGAUUGACUUUAUGCCUACGAAUUUUAUAACCUGUGUAGUAAGUAUAUAUGGAGGCUUCGACGACAGGAUCGGAGGCACACUUAUUUAUUACACCAACACAGUCAUUACAGGUCACUUGGCUACAGGGAUUUCUCGACAGCUAACCCCUCUAACCUAUACCAACUCCUCCACUACGGGACUAGGGGAGGCUAUCUGUCCCAGCUUGGUUAAGCUGGGAUCCCGGCUCCCUGAGUCACCAGACCAGCUUCGUCUGGGCUCUCGGGGCCACGCCACCGGCUUGCCCUGGUCGGCCCUUAGAAGGACAGCGAGCCAGGGGAGCUCCGGGGCCUAUACUAGCAGGUCUUCGUUCUUCUCUGGUUAAAGCUGAGUCCCGACCUCGAGCCCUCGAGCUCAUCACCUUUUAUAGGACUCGCCCCCGAGGGGGGGCCCGUGGGGGAUACACAUGCGGACGUCGGUGCGAGCGCCACCCUUGUGUACGGCCGUAACCCCGCCCCUUGUGUUUGUUGGCCAUCCGUGGCCAUGCAUAAUCACACCUCAACAUUCGUAGCCAUGCGCAAUUACACCUCUACACCUGUAUAGCCUUUAACAAUGCAUAUCAAUCUACAAUAAGCACAUUAAAAAAUGUGUGAAAUGCAAACAAUAUUUAGUUUGCCCCCUUUAUAAAUGUUGUCACCAUGUCUUAGGCUGAUUUCUUCUCUUGGACACUUGCUAAUCACUAUUUGAAGCCAUUAGCUUGGCUUGCUGAUUCAAGGAAGCAUUGUUUUGCAAAAAUAUUAUUGCUACACCAGUGAUUGUGUUGUAUUACAUGUCAAUGCAAAGUUAUAAACUCAAGUCAAAUCUUCCCUGCUUAUUUGAGCAAUCGCAUUGGGGAGCCUCCAUUGGUGGCCCUAAGCCAGUUAUGGAAAUUUCUCAUUACUAUGGUGGGGACCAGGCACAAUCGCAUGGUUCUGAUCUCAGCUUCUAGUCAAGUCAAACACUAACCACGGCACCACCCAGCCAAUUAUUAAUGAACAAAAAUAGAAUUCUAAAUUGGGUAUCGGGUUUUUUAUGAUUAUGUAAUGUACAGUCUGUUCUCGUAUAACGCCGUGUUUUUCACAACGCGAAUUGGAUAUAACGAGUUGAAUGUACGAGGGAACACGUUUUUAUAACGCGGUUGCGAAUUGGAUAUAACGCGAUUUUAGGUGAACAGAACUGUCACGCAGCUACCACGGCGUAGCAUUGCAAGAGACUGAAUGCUUCAAGAUGCUAGCCACGUGCCUCAGUCUUUGUUUGGCCUCCAUACGCAUCUCACAUGCUGUCGCAGACUGUGCUUUACUCUUAUUAGAACGCGAUUUUUCAAAAACGUGUUUUUCAGGAACGCAGCUACCGCGUUCUAGGAGAACAGACUUAUUUUAUUGAACCGACUAUUGUCAAUUGAUACAUGUUACAAUGGAAUAUUUUUGUCCUGUUUGGCACUCACGACAAUAUUAUUGACAGUAUUUGCUCUUGAAAUGUCAAUUUGUGCUUAAAUGGAACCAGAACCAUUUCAAUAGGAUUCUGUAUUCGACCCGGAGAGAUUCCCUUGGAGACUCGUGCUUUGUGGCGGCAGACAUCUGUCACAAAUAAGCGGUGCGCAGUAGUUUGGCAAACCAGUCCUCGGGCCUCGCCUUCAAUCCACACCGAUCAGCAUCACGUAUGGUCAAACUCCACCAGUGACAGAAACGGCUUGGGUAAGCAUAUAUCCAGUGGUGGACAAAGGCCAGGGAUGUUUUAUUUUGUUGAUUGCCAACAGAGCCUUGCUGCCUCUCCUUGCAUGCUUUCACAUUGGACAUGAGCCCAAAACGUAAUCUCUCGUGCCAGGCCUGGCUGUUAACUGAGCACAAGUGGCAGACCAUGCUGGCUGUAGCGUGACGGGUUCCUUCGUUGUACAUUGCAACGUCUCUUUUGUGCCAGCUCCCACCUCGAUGGAGCCACAAAUGAUGGUUGUGUUGACUCAAGUUAUGCAUCAGUAACACAGUUGUUGCCUGCCUCUUUAAACUGCAGCACAUUGUUGGCGUCUUGGUUUCCUAUGAAGUGCCGUAUUGCAAUAUUCACUUUAAUUUCUGCAUGUAAUUGACAAGAUUGAGUAAUGUCUGUCCAGGGUAGUUUUGGGCGUUGUGGAGUUGUCCAUGACGUACGCUUCACGUGCUAAUGCUGACUUUUGAACACCACGUGAUGGUGCUUUUUGCAUUUGCCUUCAAAAUGUUUAUUGUUAUGCUUCAAUAAUGGGGCUGGUGAAAUGCUUAAAUAUCUUUAUAUUGUUAAUAAAGAGUCGAUAACAA